This is a messenger RNA of Ostrea edulis (European flat oyster), 1462 nucleotides long. RefSeq lists its product as uncharacterized. The transcript has 2 exons. The record is from RefSeq and is a predicted model, not a curated record. NCBI's taxonomy places the organism in Eukaryota, Metazoa, Mollusca, Bivalvia, Ostreida, Ostreidae. The coding region runs from base 300 to 1235 and encodes 311 amino acids.
ACAGGUAUACCCGUGAAGUAGAUAACUGGGGUGAGUCACUUGACGGGUGAUAUUGUAACAUAGGAUGCCCCUACAGGUCAGUCGGUGUGAAAGGUUGGCCGAUUUGUAAAUGAAAUUGGAGCGCGCUAAUUUGACUAGCGAUAUCCAUCACUGCGCAUCUGCCGAUUUUUCACCAAAUGCAGUAUAAAUAGCUUGUCCAGAAAGCCCACGUUUCAGAUUGUUUGUAAAUACAACGGGGAUUAGAAGUUCCGAAUAUCUAAGGAACAGACGGAAUUUAUUUUAAAAUAGCUUUCAUCGAGAUGUCAUUUGGAGCUGCCAUUAUUUCAGCGCUAAGAAAGAAGAAAUGGCACCGAUCUCGAUACGAUGUGAGCGAUCUUGGCAUUGCAGAAGUCACGUGCUUAUCUUUGACGGACCUGUCCAACUUGCCUGUCCCCUACAAAAACACGUUCGUAUCUAAAUCAGAAGACAAUCUGCUGGACGAGAAGCUGUACAUCAAAUCCAGAAACUCCAACUUGAAUUGUAAGAAAAACUGGAAGCGGACUUCUCUAAAUCUUUCAAUCGACCCAGAAGAUGAUUGGAAAGACGCUUCUCUGAAUCUGUCCAAUGCUGAUUCUGCUAUUUCCCUUUCAUUUCGAGAUUCUGUGAAAUGUAGCAGACGACCAGUGUCCUGUUACGCGGACUAUACAUCAUCACGUGAGUUUCUGUCUGUUGCUGAGGAAGCUAACGAAUCUUCCAAUACCGAUUUUGGCUAUGAUUCAAUGAAUGCAAGCUCUGAUUCGGUUUUGAAUUUGGUGAGGAAGUCGAGCAUUCAAGACAAAUCCCGAAAAAUCAUGAUAAAAAGGCGCCAAUUUGUUAAGAAACGGUCACGUGACAGCCAGGUUUUCAGUGAUGACGAAAACAAUGAUUUGAAGUAUUCUAAAUCGAACAGUCAAUCUAGCGAGAAUGUCAUUUCAGUUGAAUCGAAAGAAUGCACGAAAAGAUCGCUUCAUAGAAAUACUCCUGCAAGAAAUCGAGAUGAAAAAUGUCGAUCAGUUCAUUUUGAUGACGAUGUCGAAGAGGAAAGCUUUGUGAAACAGCAACUUACCAAGUCAGUAUCCACUUUAACUCUGUGUAGAAACAAUAGUGUCCAGCUGAAAUCAUGGCAAAUUCGGAGGCAGCGCCGUGCGAUGCUCAACAAACAUAGAAGAGCCAUUCGUCAACUGGAAAACAUGAAGUACGAAGAGAGACUUGUUUGAAAACGAUCCAACAUUGAACUUCUUUGUAAAUACUUUGUAAUUACCUGUAAAUACUUUUUGUAAUUAUCAUGGCCAUAUUUUGUAAUAUUUAUAAUUAAGAUUAUGCUUAAAAUUCCGUACCAGAUGAAUACUCUGUUAUUGAAUGUGUAUUAUAUGUUAUCUAUUUAAAACUUACACAUGUAUACUAUACAUUCAUGCAAGAUAUAAAAAACUAAACAAAUCUGAAA